Hypomesus transpacificus is the source of this 7152-nucleotide messenger RNA. RefSeq names its product serum response factor-like. Gene Ontology annotation, molecular function: DNA-binding transcription factor activity, RNA polymerase II-specific; serum response element binding; protein dimerization activity. Gene Ontology annotation, biological process: positive regulation of transcription by RNA polymerase II. Lineage: Eukaryota; Metazoa; Chordata; Actinopteri; Osmeriformes; Osmeridae. The transcript is spliced from 10 exons. The record is from RefSeq and is a predicted model, not a curated record. The coding region runs from base 2754 to 4526 and encodes 590 amino acids.
GCCUGUCAUGUGGCACCUGUCCAGUCAGCGCUUUGUCCACAGAGACCUGGCCGCCAGGAACUGUCUGGUGAGCAGCCAGCGGCAGGUGAAGGUGUCGGCGUUGGGCCUCAGCCGGGACGUGUACAGCAGUGAGUACUACCACUACCGGCAGGACUGGGUCCCGCUGCGCUGGCUCCCAGCAGAGUCUGUGGUUGAGGACGACUUCUCCACCAAGUCAGACGUGUGGGCCUUCGGGGUGCUGAUGUGGGAGGUGUUCAGCCUGGGGGAACUUCCCUACACCAAACUCAGCGAUGACGAGGUUCUGGAAGCUCUGCAGGCAGGGAGGUUGAAACUCACAGCCCCUGAGGGUUGUCCCUCCAGGGUCUACCAGCUCAUGCUACGCUGCUGGUCCAGCCUGAAGGAACGGCCCUGCUUCAGCGAGAUUGUCUCGGUGCUGGGAGAUCUGCCCUCCGACAGCAAGGUCUGAGGGGGCCCUGGCCCCAGCGGCCCCACCCCAGUCCUCCCCACCCCCCCAAUCCUCCCCGCUCCCCUUAAAACAAACACAGGAAUGCUGGAUUCAGAGUCUCACACAUUUCAGGGAAGGAGGGAGAAGGGUUGACAAGGAGAGAACUCAUUUUUAUAUUUGAAACAGAGGAGAAGGAUGUGGUUUACAAAAACACUUUUGUUGCACCAACAUAAAGACCGCGUUGUGAGAGGACGACUGCGAGGGAAGAUCCCAGUCCUGACGUUACCGAGCUGCUACUCCUGGUCCUAGAGGUUCUGUCUUGGUUCCAGACAAGAUUCCACCACGGUUGUUUGAACGUGGUCCUACAUUGCCUGAGGAUGUAGCUGCCCAGAGACGCUGUCCUCUUCUGUCCCCAGUACAGGAGCACAGGAGGCAGCCUGUCUCUCCCCCAGCCAUCCUCACCCCUCCACCCCCACCUCUGAGUCCUCAACUAUUCCCUCCAGCAGGGAGUGCUGUGUGUCUGUGUGUCCUGUGUGUCAGCCUCAGCAACUGAUGGCUGUUGUUUCUUGACUUCCCUUUCCAAUUGUUGUGCCACAGAUGCCCGUCUGUAUGAUGUGAUGUCUGCUUUCAGGGGCAGGGUUCAGCAUACUGGCUAAGGAGAGGUAGGAGAGGCUGGGUGGUCAGGUAUGAAGGUUUGCCGUCUGUUGCAGGUGAGAAGGUGCUGUGAGAGGAACCCAGAAGGUUCCGUUUAUGGAAUCUCUACAGGAAAAAAUUACAAUCAAAUUCAUAGCCAAGGAAUAUUGUGAAUGAGUGAGGUUUUGUGAUUUGUUCUGCUCUGUUUGAAAUUCUGAGGUGCUUGAAAAUGACGCUCCUGUUUAGUGGGGGUAACUUUACAUAAGGAAAAUGUCAUCACUGUUGCAGCCUAUCAUCUGGUUCAGCUUGCAACACUGUCCUCAGAAGACCAAUCACAGUUACUGUUCAACCUAUCUGGUCCAAUCACGUUGUGUAAUGUUGCAGUGUGGACCAUCCCAAGUUAUGUGUACAUGAUGUAGAAUUGAUGCACUAACUUCACUUAGAAUCCCCUCCCUCCCAGUUGUAGAAGGAUGUACAGGAGUUCAUUUAUUACAAAGGUCCUGUCUUUUUUUAAUGAAUUUUUUCUAGAGAGAAAGGUACUCGACAAUCUCUUACCACAGCUGCAAAUGUAUUCAAUCUAUUAUGAUACGUGUCCAUGUGCAUUCAGUAUGGUAAUGAGCUGAAUAUGUUAUUAUUAACAACAGAGCUUCAUGAAAGACAGUGACGUCAGGUCGCCAAUACUCAUCAUGACUCAAGUGCCUGCUGGAACAUGAAGGAUUAGUAGACGUUUUCCCUCUUUCAUUUUACAAUAUCUAAUCAAAUGCAAUGGCCUUGUAUUGUUUUUAUGAACUUGUUUUAUAUAUAUAUUGUUUUUAGUACAAAACACGGUUUGUUUUAUUUUCUAUGAACGCUAGACACACAGGUGUCUUUUUUUUAUUAGCUUCAAGCAAAUGGUGUCCCAUCAUGUACCUGCUGCUCAAUAAAGGGUCACGUUUUAACAUCUUUUGUCUAGUGUAAAGAAAUGGAAUAUGUGUAACUGAUUACAGUAAGUCAACCUCUAGUCUUAACAGAUACUAGAUGAUAUAUUGUCAUGUCAGUCUUCGUGUCCACAGUGACGUUGAAAGUAGCGCAACCAUUUUGGUAUUUAUUCUAAUGACCUUCUCAUAUUAGCCAAUGACAGCACUACCCUGGUACUCCCCAUCCAAUCCAGAGGCGACGCUGUGACUCACCAAAUAAGGAGAGACAACACCAUAAAAGGAAACAUAUCUCUUUAUAAGGAGGAAAGCAGAUCUGAAGUGGUAAUAUUAGUGCACCAGCGGAAACAUAGUUUGUUAAUUCAGCUGAUAAUAUAUUUACAUGAAUGAUUGUGAGACAGUGACGUGUAAUUGCAUUAAUUAUAGGCGUCUUUUACUCAUCAAAGCGCGGAUAACUACGACAUUUGAAGAGUUUAUGUUCAGGACUACAUGGAGCGGCGGAGUAAGAACAAGGCUGUACUUCUAGUGUACCUUAUAGAGCAGCGCUGUGAGUUUUAGAAAUCGAGUAGGUUGAGUCAAGCUUCACCCAGGUGAAGGCAACACUUUAGAAAGUUUGCCCUCGCAGUUUCAAACAGACUCACAUUUGUUUCCUAGUUCCGCUGUGUUGACCCAUUGGUAUUUGCAUGCGCUGUGCUGGAGUUGUGCCACCAAGCGCUCCAGCGGUCAGCUGGCGUUUUUAGACGCACGGUUUUCUAACUAGAAUGUUACCAAGCCACGCCGGAUCGGCAUCAGCAGGACACGGGGCCGCUUCAGGCAGGGGUAACACGGGGUACGGGCCGGGGGUAGUUGGUAGCGGGAUUCGUCCUGUCUUGGUUAGAACAGGACAAAAUAUAGCUGCAAUCAGCGGAAGCUCCGGUGUAGUUGGGCGGCAGGGGGACGGGGUCGGGAUGUUGGGGGGAAACGGUCAAGGUGUCGUUCCAAGAGGCGGGGUACGACCAGGGAACGGCACGGGACUGACCACGCUGCAGACCUCAGGACAGGCAGCAAUGGGGGGUUUAAAUACGGGAAUUGGUAUUCACGGAGGCAGCCGGUUCAACACUGAGAAAGAUUGUGCGCCGAUGUGCAGCGGGUCAGAUGCUGACUCGGAGUCGGGGGAGGAUGACGACCCUAUGGGUUCAAUCGGGGACAGCCGGAGAGGUGUGAAGCGUGAGAGAGCGGAGAUGGAGGCUACUGUCAUGGGGCAUGAGCUAGGGGUACAGCCCGGGGGAUAUGGAGGGGUCCCCGGAGGAGUCGCCGGGGCAAAACCAGGAAAAAAAACACGUGGGCGCGUGAAGAUAAAAAUGGAAUUUAUUGACAACAAGUUGAGGCGAUACACAACUUUCAGCAAGAGGAAGACUGGGAUCAUGAAGAAGGCGUACGAGCUCUCCACCCUGACGGGAACACAGGUGCUGCUGCUGGUGGCCAGUGAGACGGGACACGUGUACACCUUCGCCACACGCAAGCUGCAGCCCAUGAUCACCAGCGAGACAGGCAAGGCCCUCAUCCAGACCUGCCUCAACUCCCCCGACUCCCCGCCACGCUCUGACCCCUCCACCGACCAGCGCAUGAGCGCCACGGGCUUCGAGGAGACGGACCUCACCUACCAGGUGUCUGAGUCGGAGAGCAUGGGGGAUUCCAAGGACCAGCUGAAGCCUGCGUUCACUGUGGCCAGCCUCCCUGGCACCGCCAGCAGCCCCACAGCCCCCUCCUCCUCCACCAGCAUGCAGGUGACCAGCGGCCCCUCCUUCCCCAUCACCAACUACCUGGCCCCCCCCAGCAGCAACGCCAGCGCCAACGGCUCCAUCCUCAAAAGCACCAGUGCCACAGCCGGGGUCAUGCAGCUGCCUGGAGGGUUCACCUUCAUGUCCGCGGGCGCGGCCCUCCCCCCCGGCACCCCCACCAUCCCCCUUAGCCAGCUGCAGCAGCACCCCCUGACCCUGCAGGCCCAGGCCCUCUGCUCCUCCCAGCACGCUCACCACUCCCAGCAGGCUGUGUUCCGCUUUCCUACUGCAGUCUCCCUCACCGGGGCAGGAAUGCAGCAUCUCCAGCCCAGCUCAAACAGCACCAACGACAGCAAUGCUGAGAUGACCCUCACAUCCACCACCACUGCAACAGUGAGUCUCCCAGCGACCAUCGUAACCUCCUCGGUGCCCACCUCCAUGGCAGGUCACAUGAUUUACCCCAGCCCCCAUGCUGUGAUGUACACAUCCACGCCAGCUCUGGGUGAUGGUGGCCUGGCCGUGCUCAACACCUUCUCCUCCGGAGGCUCCGCCAUGCAGGUGGCCUCCGCCCCCGGCCACGACGCAGGUGCAGUCCCUCAGGUGUUCCUCACAGCUCCUCCUGGUACUGUACAGAUCCCAGUGUCGGCGGUGCAGCUACACCCAGUACGGCAAGAUCUACACCUUACAAAUGGUGAUUGGUCAACAGCAGAACGCCGGCGACAGCACCCUGACAGAGCUGCAGGUCGUCAGCCUGGACACCACACAGAGCUGUAAGACCGACUGACUCACCUGAGGCAGAGCUGUAAGACCGACUGACUCACCUGAGGCAGAGCUGUAAGACCGACUGACUCACCUGAGGCAGAGCUGUAAGACCGACUGACUCACCUGAGGCCUGGUGGACACUACUGUAUUUAUCGAUGAAUUGUUUUCGUUGAAUUUUGUAUGACUGUUUUUUACGUUAAGUUUGUGCUUUUUUGGAGAUUUGGUAACGAUAUUGUGUGCACCUACUCCCCGUCACACAGCCUAACACGUUGAUGUGUCUGAUUUGUUCAAACAUGGGGUUUAUAGAUGAACGGGCAAUCACAUAUACUCUGGAAAUGUGCAUAAAUCUUUAUGGAAACACAUUUUAUUUUUAGCCUGUUUGUGCAAUGGCAUGUAGUAGUUUUUUUUUAAGAAUUAUUAGUUUAGUGUGCGUAAAUUAAUGUAGCCUACUGUAGAAAGAUAUGUUGAAUUUAAAUCUGCUGAGGGGGCUGGAGAUUUGAAAUAUGUAAUAUUUGAUCAAGGACAAUGAGCAUGGUGCCUUACCCUAACACUGCCCUAAUGAGGUCGGUUACUGACAUGGUGACACUGCUCAGUGGUUAGAGCAUUUGACUGCAGGUCAAUGAAAACAUUGAGCGUGUGGCGUGUCAGUGCGUGUGGUGGUUAGGGUGCUGAACAUGCCUGCAGUACCAGACAGAGAUCCAGCAAACGUGUCUCUCAACCUCCUGCCUCUCUGCUUCCCCUGCUGCAGUCUGGAUACGGCCAUCUGAAAACCACCAGAUACUCACCAGAACUCUGUGAUGUCAUGAUCACUACAUACAUCACAUCAGGGUGCGAAUUACAGGGGGCUUUAGGGGGGUCUGAUCCCCCUAAUUAAGACGUGGACCCCCCCAAAAGAGGUAAAAACCAACAGGACGGGGGGGGGGGGGGGGGGUCGAUACACACCCUGGAGAAGAAGUUGACGCCCCCGAUUGACAUUGUAUAAUUUGCACUUUGCAUCACGUCAUGAUCACUACAUCAGUGCGCUCCAGUCAACAUGUAUUCUUUGCAAUGCCUUUGUUUGCAUAGCUGUGAUCUGAGAGACAUGACACACUGAUCUCUGGUAUCUCCUGAAGACCCGUGCAGCACCAGUGUUAGCACACCUGCAUCUUUACAGCUCAAAUGUCAACCUUGCAAACGAUUGUUUGGUGCAUCAUUUUUUUUAAACAUUUUGUCUUUGAAUAUUUGUCUAACACAGUACAUGUACAGAACUUUUGUAAUAAACACAGAAUGAAACAUUUCUGUCAACAAUGCUGGAAAAGACCCCACACAACCGUGACUCAUAUACAGGGAUGUUUUGUUUAUUAGGACGGAGCAUGUCAAACAGCCAGAAUGUCCUGCAUGGAUCCUAACACAGAGCAGGACCAGGCAGAGGGGGGUCUGGUCUCUUACCCCCUCAGGGCACAGGAACACAGGCAUGAACAUGCACCUUACCCAACAUAGAAAUAUGCACAUCACAGAAAGAUCCGGAGCAUCAGUACAGCAGGCCUGUUACAUCCUGCUGCUUCACGGCAGUGGGAAGCAGCAGUGAAGGGUUCAAUGAUUAAAUGGAGCAACAACAAAACAAUUUCAUACGAAAGUUACAGUGAUUGGUCUAAGCUGAUAUCCAUGACAGUAGAAGACAAACAUGACCUCACUAGAUCCUGCCUCUGCAGACAGGAAACAGCGUCUGUGCGCCUUCACAAAGCGUCAUGAGACAGAAGAAACAGAAGAAACCCAUCCUCUGGGGUCCAGACCCGGCCGGGGUGUGAACCCAGCUGCUGUCACAGGUGGACAGACUGGUCACUAUUUAAACAAGCCAUGUUGGAUGCAUGCAUUUACACCUGGAAUCUCACUGUUGCUACUGCGCACACAGUAUUUACAGGUACAGAAAGAUUUAAAACUUUGAUAAAAAUGUGCACGAUCAAGGAUAAAAAGAUGCUUUUUUUCUCCAUUAAAAUAGACACGUCAGUCUUCUGAUGGUAAAUCUUAGUAUUUUUUUGGUUCAUGAAACAACAAACACUUGAAAACAAGAAGCUUUUUGAGUGUUUUACGUAUGUACAACAUAUGAACAAGACAAUGUGCAAAUCUGAUUUCAUGCAAACAUUUGCAUAAGUAGCUCGGUGUUUAGAAAGGGUUCAGAGAGGGACGGUACUUCACCUCACAAACAGCCUCAUCCAGCCAUAACAUUCAUCCAGACAGCCCUGCAUCUCUACACCCUCUCAACACAUGAAACACACUGCAUCCUCAGCACCUGCAUUGGUUACAUUAAGUACAUCCUUAAUUUAGAUUAAAUAAACAAUUAAGCGUAAGAAUCAAAGCUCCAUGAAAGAUAAUCCAACUGGUUCACUGAUCAAGCCAGCCAACCAGCCAACCAGCCACAUAUAGAAGUAAAAAUGGAUCUCAACAUCUUGUUGGGUAACUCGCCCCUGCACUCAGGACAAGGUUGUCUCUCCUCAACAAAGACCGUGCUGGAUAACAGCUGGUUAACUAACUCCAGAGGGAACCGCCAUCUUCCCCAAGCAUUCACUUGUAUAAGAGCAGAAGCUUAGAGAGAAGUUUACUAUCAAACGCAUGUGCCGUCUGUCACAAACUCUGUUACAAACUUAGCCAAGAACUAAAA